UCGCGCGCCGGGGCCGCCGCUCGCUCCUCCCGCUCCCCGCCGCCGCGGCCGCCGCUGCCCCUCCUCUCCCGGGCGUCGCGGCCGGCCCGCUGCCUCUGCGGGCUGCAUGAGGAGGAGGAGGCGGAGGAGGAGGAGGAUGUGAAGAUGGCGGAGCUGCAGAUGCUGCUGGAAGAGGAGAUCCCGGGGGGCCGCCGGGCCCUCUUCGACAGCUACACGAACCUGGAGCGGGUGGCCGACUACUGCGAGAACAACUACAUCCAGUCAUCUGAUAAGCAGCGUGCCCUAGAAGAAACCAAAGCCUACACCACCCAAUCCUUAGCAAGUGUCGCGUAUCUGAUCAACACCUUGGCCAACAAUGUCCUGCAGAUGCUGGACAUCCAGGCGUCCCAGUUACGGAGGAUGGAGUCUUCAAUCAACCAUAUUUCACAGACAGUUGAUAUUCAUAAAGAGAAAGUUGCAAGAAGAGAAAUUGGCAUUUUGACUGCCAGUAAAAACACUUCAAGAACCCAUAAGAUCAUUGCGCCAGCCAGCCUUGAGCGACCAGUUCGUUAUAUUCGAAAACCCAUUGACUAUACAGUUUUAGAUGACAUUGGACAUGGGGUAAAGUGGUUGCUUAGAUUUAAGGUCAGUACCCAGAAUAUGAAGAUGGGUGGUCUGCCACGCACAACCCCUCCAACUCAGAAGCCCCCAAGCCCCCCUAUGUCAGGAAAGGGGACACUUGGGCGGCACUCCCCCUAUCGCACACUGGAGCCAGUGCGUCCUCCAGUGGUUCCAAAUGAUUACGUACCUAGCCCAACCCGUAAUAUGGCUCCCUCGCAGCAGAGCCCUGUGAGGACAGCUUCUGUGAAUCAAAGAAAUCGAACUUACAGCAGCAGUGGGAGCAGCGGGGGAAGCCACCCGAGCAGCCGGAGCAGCAGUCGGGAGAACAGUGGAAGCGGGAGUGUGGGGGUUCCCAUUGCUGUUCCUACUCCAUCUCCUCCCAGCGUCUUUCCAGCCCCUGCUGGCUCUGCUGGCACUCCUCCCCUUCCUGCUACUUCUGCAUCUGUCCCCACCCCUCUUGUUCCUGCCACUGUCCCCUCCUCCACUGCCCCAGAUGCUGCUGCUGGGGGCGCACAGACCCUUGCUGAUGGCUUCACUUCUCCAACUCCCCCUGUUAUUUCUUCCAAUCCCCCCACAGGUCAUCCUGUUCAGUUCUACAGCAUGAAUAGGCCUGCCGCUCGUCACACACCACCCACAAUAGGGGGCUCAUUGCCCUAUAGACGUCCCCCUUCUAUAACUUCACAAACAAGCCUUCAGAAUCAGAUGAAUGGAGGUCCUUUUUAUAACCAGAAUCCAGUAUCUCUUGCUCCUCCUCCUCCUUCCAUCCUCCAGGUAACUCCUCAGUUACCUUUAAUGGGAUUUGUGGCCAGAGUCCAAGAAAAUAUUUCAGAUACACCACCUCCACCACCACCUGUGGAAGAGCCAGUGUUUGAUGAGUCCCCUCCUCCACCACCUCCUCCAGAAGAUUAUGAAGAAGAGGAAGCAGCUGUGGUUGAGUACAGUGAUCCUUAUGCUGAAGAGGACCCACCCUGGGCACCAAGGUCUUACCUGGAAAAGGUUGUGGCAAUUUAUGAUUAUACAAAAGACAAGGAAGACGAGCUGUCCUUUCAGGAAGGAGCCAUUAUUUAUGUCAUCAAGAAGAAUGAUGAUGGUUGGUAUGAGGGAGUUAUGAAUGGAGUGACUGGGCUCUUCCCUGGGAAUUAUGUUGAGUCCAUCAUGCAUUAUUCGGAGUAAAGUCCAGCACAGCUCUGCUUCACUUUCAGGAGGCCAGGUCUUCCCAGAUUAGCUAAAGGCCCUGGGAUUUCCUCUCAUUGAAAUGAAUGAUGCUUACAAAUGAUAAAGUUACUUCUUUUAUUACUGGUUUGGUUUAUCCCCUAGUAUUAAAAACAAAAAAAUUAGCCAAGUCUGAACAAAUGGAUCUUCUUGCUGUCAUUUGUAUUACGCUGUCUGGAUUGAAAAUGUGACCAUUUCUCAAUCUGUGAAAGUCAUAACAGUAUGAACAUGUAGCUAAAACAAAUCAGACCAAGACUGUCUUGAGGAAAAAAAAAAAAAAGCUGGGACCUUUCUCAGGAAUACUGUACACCCUGGAUUUCUCUCCCUUAGAACCUGUGACAUUGGAUACUCAUCGCCUCUGCUUUGGGGCUACCUCAUGGCCUGGCGGGCGACCCUUUUCCCUCACUUUCUCUCACUACAUGGAGAGGAAGGAACCAGUGUUUAAAAACUCUAUUUAACUACUUUUCGAUUAUUUCAAAAGGCUGUUUUUCUUCUUUAACACUGUAAAUCCUGUGUUCUCUUAGCACUGGAGUGCGCUAGGUGAGUUGAUCCUGAACUCCCUUGCAUCCUGUUAUGUUUGUAGAUUAUAAGGAUGACAAAAUGUGAAAGUCUCCAGACAUUCCCAGGGUUAACAAUCAGUUUAAUUUUUAAUGCACUGUUGCAUGAGACUGCAUUGCUGAUAGCAGUGAAACUGAUGUGAAGUGUGGUGGGUACUUCAUGUACUGAGGUGGUUUGGUGAAGCUGGACACAGGUCCUGAGGCUGUGGAGCUCAGUCUUGGGCACUGUUUCAGAGAGUAGGGCCUAGAAAGAAAAUUACCGUUGUCUUGCUAUUUGAAAAACAUUUCCCCUCCUUUUUAGAAGAGACUAGCUGUCGAGUCUCUCGGCAGUCAUUGGACCGGGAAUGAAAGGCCGCUGCUCUGCUCGUGGACCAUUACCAAUGGCAGUGUUAGCUGAUGCUGAGUUUUGUUUUUAUUCUUUCCACUAUAGAAAAGUCAUAUCUUCCUGGUUUGGUGUGAUUACAUUCUAAAGUAGUAACUCCUAGUAAGAGUCUGAACCUUGUGAUUCAGAGUAAAGAGUGUACUGGAAAAGAUUAGUAGGACAAAAUACCCAGUCACACCAAUGAAAAUCAGUAUUAUUUUGAAACAGUUGGCAUCUUCCCUCAUCUACAGUUAAUUUAAGUUCAGUGGGGCUUAUGUCUGGUGGUUUUAAUAAUCCCUUCUGUAAUUUGUGUAAGAAAUAUUUGAAAGAAAAUAGAGGAGGUAUUGCUGCCCAGGAGGUAAAGGCCAUGGCGGUGGGCAAGUGCAUGUUUAGGGCCAAAGCUCCAGCGUGGAUUCUUACCAGUCCAGUAAACGGGCCAGAAUGAAACUGGGUAGGUAACUCCACCGCCAGGGUGGGAAGGAAGAGGAAGUAAAGAUGUCAUAUUGAGAUGCAGGCCUCGCACAUGCCGGCUGGUGAAGCUGGGAGGCGGUUGGAGGCUAACAAGCAGAGAUGUGGAGAAAGCAGGCUGCACAGGCAGAAGCCAACACGCCACCGUAGAUCUGUCAUCUGAGCCCGAGGCUGCACUGUGACUCAGGUCUGACCAGUGUCCUUCUCAAGACUUCUGCUUUAGUGUUUUGUUUGUUUCAGACAUGGAGUUCCUCCUACUCUAGCUUUCCAAAUACUUGGAUUACAAGCAGGAGCCAUUAUACUAAGAACAGGCUUUUAUUUUUUAAUGUUUUUUAAGUCACAUUGCACACCAGCUAUUACACUUUUAGAUUUUUCUGAAUGCUUUGGAUUUAUCUUUAACUUGUUUCUAGUUCACUUUCCACUUCAUGCUUUUGUUAGGUCAUCUUGACUGUCUGUAGAAUAUGUCUCCGAAUGUCCUCUUUAGCUCCAUUAUGGACCCAGCAAGACUAUAUAUGAACAUGUUUAACUUUGCUUGUACACGGAAACUUUUGAAAAUAGUUGUACUAAUUAUUUAAAUUCUUUUGCAAAACAAACUUAGUGGAUUAAUAAGACAUCUGGAAACCCAGCAAAUGACUAGCUUUGUAUAGUCACAGUAACAGCUGGUGGUAGGUACCAGGAAGACAUCUUACCUUCUGGACCCCUGUUGAAUUAGGGUUUGUAGAAAACUCUUGUGAGGUCCUUUGUGCUAAAGACUUGCAUUGGGGGUAGUAAUCCAUGGGCCAGCUGAAACUACCCCGCCUCGUAUUAUUGAACACUGAUGUGAUAUUAAAAACAACAAUCUUUUGACCCUUUCCCCCAGUCUUUUAAAUUCCUGCUAUUUUGAAUUUUAUGAAUUGUCUUGGAAGAAUACUGUGUAACAGUGAACCAGGCUUAUAGUAAUUGGAGACUUUUAAUGUAUGUAAUAUUUUAUAGAUUGCAUGCUGUUAAUACUGUGAGGUUAUUUCCUGUUUUAUUGUAAAUUUUCCCAUUUAUUUGUCCAUAAACUAAAAUAUGGUUGAUACUAGUAAUUUCCAACAAAUGUUGAGACUUUGCUGACCAGUAAGCAACCACUUUACCAAGACACAGGUACUCUGAUGGCACUGGUCUCUGCUGAAAUGUCUGAUUCUAUGUGCAGUUCCUUUACCCUUAAAAAAAAAAAAAAAAAAAAAGACCAGACAUUUGUCUUUUUUUUUUCUUUCUGCUAUUAAUAUUUGAAAGGCCAUGGAUCUGAAUGAAAAUACAUUCUUGUGUUUGACCUUAUAGCCAAGGCAAAUUAGAAACAAAAAUAGUGCCAAUAUUUUGAAAUCUAGACCUAAGAUUUCAGCCUGCUGUGUUUGGAAUAAAUAUGAGUUUUUAAAGAGGUCUCCUACAGUAUUUUCCUUUUGGCUACUUCCUUGUGUCUUCCUCAGAGGAACUUGCUGUCGCCAUCUUGGGAUUGGUACAGGACUGCUGAUUUUGCCGUUAUUAUGUUUAUUCCCUCCUUUCCUUAACAGUACUACUGUUGUUUUUUGCCGGGCGAGAGAGUGGUUUAUGCAUCUUUACAAAUGAUGUCUACCAUGUAGUUGUACUCAUUAACAAUUUUAUGUUGAUUAAAGAUGAUUCUUCUGUGUCGGACAUCAAAAUGAUAGUUUUUUUCAGUUUUUAUUUUCUUUAAAGGUUACCUUUCUGCAGUACAGCUUGUUUUACAAACUUCAUUACCUUUCCUCCUUAUGGAGAGAACAUGUGUCCUGAAGGCUGCCUUUGCCCCUGAAGGGGCGUUGCUGGGAGAAAUGGUAGGUUGACUGGCAAAUCUCUCAAGUGAAGGGGGCUGUUUGCUUUGAGCAGCUUGGGCCAGGGGCUCCGAAAGGCGCCAUUUCCCACCACUGUUUACUUGGAAUCAGAGAUUUUGAACUACUAAGCUUUACAUCGUUUCUCCCAGUAUCACUUUAACAAUGGGGUUAGGUGCUUUGUUUCAGAUAAACAGCUAGCUAGUUCUUGACUCAGUGCUCUCUCCGCUGUACCAACUGUCAGAAUUAAAUGUGCUGCAUUUUUCUUUAGAAAUAGAGUCUACCUGUUUUCAGGGUUAUACUUGAAAAAAACAUGCCAUGUUUUAAUAAAGAAACAAAAACAACCACCCAAGGAUUCUAAAGGAGUCUAAGCGCAACCUGAGUGGAAUAAUCUUGGUUUAACUCUGAAACUGCAUUCAUAAACACCUUUCCAUACAGCUGUGGGUAGCAAGAAUGCACUGCACUUAGUUCUUCACUGGCAGCGGCAGGGUGGGGCCCGACACAGUACACAGCCUUACUUACAGGGCCUCACAAAGUGUGAAUGGAGGCACCGAGCUCCCUAGCUGAGCUUGCUUCAUGCUCUUUGUUUUAUCGAGAAGCUCUAUGUAAAAAAAUCAACAAAUGAAAUGGCAGGGCCUAGCUGUGUAAACAAUCCUUGCUAAAUGUUAAUUUUUUUGUAAAAAAAAAAUUAUUUUCACAUUAAACUGGAACCUCCUUUGCAAGUUCAGAAUUCUAUGGAAAAGCAAUUUUUAACCAUACUUUGUGUCCACGUACUUUUUUUUUUUUUUUAACAAAAUGGUUUACAAAAAGAAUGUAAACAAUUUAUGAUCUGGCCAGUUAAACUUUAAAGCUCCCACUGUUGGUGGUACUGAGUAAAAAAAAAAACAUUCAGGCAACUGUUGCCAGUAACAUUCCUUGUGUGCGCCAUUAAGCACCUCCAGAUGAGUGAGGGACAUUCACGUAAUUUUUAAAUUGUAUUUGGAAAAACUAUUGCUGUGUACUAAGAACUUGACCCAAAUAAAAAUCACACGAAGUAUA
Molecule: messenger RNA, 6041 nt
Organism: Meriones unguiculatus (Mongolian gerbil)
Lineage: Eukaryota; Metazoa; Chordata; Mammalia; Rodentia; Muridae
Gene: Abi2
Product: abl interactor 2
Exons: 12
Coding region: 145-1773 (542 amino acids)
Cellular component (GO): lamellipodium
Molecular function (GO): SH3 domain binding
Source: RefSeq, a predicted model, not a curated record